AUAUUGGCUACUUGUGACUUUCGGGAGGAACGAGCAAAAAAAUAACCCAACUUUUCUCGUCUCUCGUACACGUAAGAAAAUGUUGCUCUGGAGAAUUGUUCAUUGAUCCGCGAUACGGCCGAUCCUGUCAGCGUGACUGCGGCAUUGCAUCGGGGUAUCUCACCGUUUCCACGAAAGUUGUCCUAGAAAAUGAGUUUCUUUGGUUUCGGUCAGUCCGCCGACAUAGAGAUCACGUUGGACGGCGCUGAGACGCGAAAGACUGCAGACAUCAAGUCCGAGGAUGGCAAGAAGGAACGGCACUUGCUCUACUACGACGGCGAGACCGUGUCCGGCAAGAUUAAUAUCAGCUUGAGGAAAGCUGGAAAAUUAGAGCAUCAUGGUGUCAAAGUAGAAUUUAUUGGACAAAUUGAGCUAUAUUACGAUAGAGGUAAUCAUCACGAAUUUACAAGCUUGGUAAAAGAAUUAGCAAGGCCAGGGGAAUUAACACACAAUACGGUAUAUACAUUUGAAUUUCCAAAUGUUGAGAAACCAUUUGAGAGUUACACCGGUUCUAACGUACGACUAAGAUAUUUCUUGAAAGUGACAAUUGUACGAAGGAUUAGUGACGUUGUUAAAGAACUCGAAUUAGUUGUGCACACUCUUAGUUCCUAUCCAGACAUGAAUAAUCCCAUUAAAAUGGAAGUUGGAAUUGAAGACUGUUUGCAUAUCGAAUUUGAAUAUAAUAAAAGCAAAUAUCAUUUAAAAGAUGUAAUUGUUGGCAAAAUAUACUUUCUUUUGGUUAGAAUAAAAAUAAAACAUAUGGAGAUAGCAAUUAUCAAACGAGAAACUACGGGUUCUGGUCCUCAUACGUUUACUGAAAACGAAACUAUAGCAAAAUAUGAGAUCAUGGAUGGCGCGCCCGUUCGAGGGGAAUCCAUUCCUAUAAGGGUAUUUUUGGCUGGGUAUGAUUUGGCCCCUACAAUGCGCGACAUUAAUAAAAAGUUUAGUGUUAGAUAUUAUCUGAAUUUGGUUCUCAUGGACGAAGAAGAUCGACGAUACUUUAAGCAACAGGAAAUUACAUUAUGGAGGAAAGGUGAGAAAAGCAGAAAGUCGCAAACGGCCUCGCCACAUAUGCCAUCGCAUUUAGUAUCAGCUGAAACAGGAUUCCCGCAAGGCGCUGCACAGAAUGGUCCACCGUCAGUGACAUCUGACUCUGGUCAACUGCCAACGAAUAGCGUUACAAACAUAGAAGAUACUCCAGCACCAAUUGAAGGCAUGACACGAGAAGAAGGAGAUGGCGAAGGUGAAAAAGAAGGCGGUCCAGAAAGUGAUUGAGUCUCCACAUAGGUCUGUUCCUGGUGCCAGUUAUAGCCCAGAUUAGUUGAGAACGUUAAAUAUGGCUGAAAUAUGCAGCAAAAGAAUUAGCUUAAAGAAAAAUCUCCUAUAUCGCGUUGGGAGAUUUGUUUUUAUUAAAAAUAAAACAGCGGGAUGCGUAAAAGGCCUGCUAGCAAAGUUGUAAAUAUUUUGGAUACAUUAUAUAUAAUUGAGAGCGAAUGAUUUGUAACUAGUAGAAUACCGAUCAAAAUUAUAAUACUAUGAAGACAUAGAUCUCAAAACAAGGAGAAUCUUGUCAUUUUGGAAAAGAUAAUUUCGAUAUUAUUUCACGAGCCAUAUUGCGAACGAAUAUAAUAUAAACAAACAGUACAGGUAUUCCUGAAUGGACGGCUUACUAAUCAAAUAUUAAUCAACGGUACAUUUUGCAAAACAUCUGGGUGUUACAGUGUUUUAAAUGUUUUAUACAGACACACAAUUGUGCCCACUGACUCACCCAUUAUAUAAUUCUGAAAAUCCGAAAUCUAUGGCAGCAUCAUGUUAUGCAAAGAGAGUUUAUAAAUACAAAAUGGAUAUAUACUCACAAAGGCUGCCCCAUAUUAAUCCGUUCACCUAGUCUACAAAUAUUAUAAAUGAGGGUGCUUUCCAGCAACGUACACAGAUUCUGUGCUUUCCAACUAUUUUGUUUUCCAGAUAGGACUAUGUUAUAUUUGGUGCUUUUCAGCUACGUACAUAGGCGACACAUGUGUAACAAUGUAUGUACGAUCAAGACUCUUGAAGAGUAUCGCAAAACUAGAGAAAUACUAUAGUAUACGUAAACAUAUACUGUAGUAUCCACACACUCAAACUCAACUAUUUAGCUGUGUACGAUUGUGUCAACUUAUGUCAUAGUUAAAAAGCACCGAAUCUGACACAGUGUUACACAGUGUUGCUUGUGUACGUAGCUGAAAAGCAUCAAAUGUAACAUAGCGUAGUUGGAAAGCACAGAAUCGUACACAGUGUCGCUUAUGUACAUUGCUGGAAAACACCCGAAGACACGAGAAAGUUAUUUACGUGUGUAUAUGCAUGUUUUUGAAAAUAGUUUAUAUAUAAACACAAUGCGCCUCGAGCGAGAAAGAUUGCACUUAUUUUUAGAACGAGUUUGUACAAAAAAAAAAGAAAGACGUCGAUUAUGGUGUAUGACACGAGUUAUAGAUUACUUUCAGCUUUGAGUUUAAUGAAAGUGUGCAUAUGUAGUGACAAUUUCGUAAGAUAGGAUUUUAUAUGCAAAAGCGUGCAUUUUGCGUAAUGUCAAUCUUCCAAAGACACAAAUUAUAAUAUAUCUGCUCAAGUUGGUAUGCCUUUCUCAACACGAGAGUGGACUAUGAUAGAUUAAAUAAUGGGGUAGCCGUCUCGUGUAUUUAUAAA
This is a messenger RNA of Trachymyrmex cornetzi, 2718 nucleotides long. RefSeq names its product vacuolar protein sorting 26 (gene Vps26). The record is from RefSeq and is a predicted model, not a curated record. NCBI's taxonomy places the organism in Eukaryota, Metazoa, Arthropoda, Insecta, Hymenoptera, Formicidae. The transcript has 6 exons. The coding region runs from base 190 to 1314 and encodes 374 amino acids. Gene Ontology annotation, biological process: intracellular protein transport.